Molecule: messenger RNA, 590 nt
Organism: Aspergillus fijiensis CBS 313.89
Lineage: Eukaryota; Fungi; Ascomycota; Eurotiomycetes; Eurotiales; Aspergillaceae
Exons: 1
Coding region: 166-339 (57 amino acids)
Source: RefSeq, a predicted model, not a curated record
GGUCAAUAUGGGCGGACUUACAAGACGCAGACGACUGCUUGUUUUGGGGUGCUCAUUGUGUUUGUGGGGUUUGUGGUGUGGUUGUGAGGUGUGAGGUGGGAGGUGGGAGGUGGUAAAUUGGGAUGGGUUGGAGGAAGUGUUGCUGCCGGCCAGCUCAGCUCAGCUAUGACUCGAUCCCGUGGCGUGGCGUGGCGGUUGCCGCGCUGCGUUGGGCUUGGCGGGGUAAUUGCUGGCCUGCCUGUCUGCCUGACGUUUACCCCGGUCUAUGCCUCAGGCUGCCACGGCUGCAGGUGGGGUCGAGGGGUCGAGGGGCUAGGCUAUGGCCAUGCCAUGCCAUGAUGCAGGGAUGCUAUCAUGGUGACUCAGGAUCUAGAUUUUGCACGCAGGGUGUGGACUAGUGCUUGCUUGGGUUUGUUUUGCUUUACUUGUUCCGGGGUUGGUUGGGUGCGCUAGUCAAGUCUGAGUAGUUUAAGGCUCGCUGGUGUUUGGUGUGGGGUUGACGGUGCUGUUUGAGUGGCGAGAUAGUCCGAUUUACUGUAUGAAGUGGAUGCAUCAGAAAGGACGUUCGAGGACUGAGAUGGAGUAGUUAG